Caenorhabditis sp. 36 PRJEB53466 is the source of this 1089-nucleotide messenger RNA. NCBI's taxonomy places the organism in Eukaryota, Metazoa, Nematoda, Chromadorea, Rhabditida, Rhabditidae. The record is from the annotation of a GenBank genome assembly.
AUGGAUCUUCUCGAUCUUUACCAUGCCCAUGAUUUGUCCCUUGCCAAUGAGGAUAACUAUGAAGUGCAUUUUGGAGCGAAGAGCAAAGAAGAGAGCCCUGAAGCCGUGCCACUUCGCACGGAGAGCUCUACACCUGAGAGCAGAGGAAAACAGAAAAAGCCUAGGAUUGUGCCGUGGGAACCGUACAAAGCGGCCGUGGCGCCGAAUAAGUAAGCACUGCAGCAUAGGUUAAAGAGCAAGUGCGCUCCAUUGCAACUUGAACGAAAUGGCACUGAUAAGUGAACUUAUAAUUACAGAAGAGGAGAUACAUGCCCGGAGAAUCUGCCCGAAUUGAUCGCAUACGCAAUGAACACGAAAGCAGAACAGAAUAAUAAUGUGACAUUGCGGAAAGAGUUGAGAGACGGGAGGAAAGAGAGAAAGAGUCUGGAGCCGGGAGGACAAACGGACAGGGAAACCGAACUGGAAAGAGAGUUGGAACUGAUGAGGACGGAGCUCAGUUUGGAGCAGAAAGUGAAUUCGGAACUGAAAAGGUUGAUGAUUGCUACGUUGAACGAUGAGCUGCAGGUGAGCAGAAUAGGAUUGAGUAUAAUAUUCGAAUACGGUUCAGGGACAAGUGGAAGCACUGACGGAGGACAAGGUCCGUCUCGCACAUCGAGUUGAUGAGUACAUGGGAAAAGUCAGUCGGCUACAAUUUAUCUCAUUCCCGUCUUCACAUUUCAGUUGAUGGUAGAAGACGAAGAAUCGGAUCGAUUACGAAUAGAUCGCGAUGUUUGGAAGUGCAAGUUUCUCGCACAAUCCAUUCGGUGCAAUGAGUUGGCGUCAAAGAACGAAUAUCUUCUAAAGACGUUGGUUGGAGUGCAACAGGCUGUUAAAACUAAAAAGUAUGUCCGUUCUAUUUUGAAGCUUUAAAGUAAAGCCACUUUCAGUGUGACAUCAGAGGAGAUCCGACACUUUGUCCAACUCGAUCUCCAUUCUUUUUUCCAUCGUUCGCCAUGCGAAGAACGAGUGCGUCCGAUCGCUGCGAAAUAUUCAAAUCUGACCAUUUCCUGCUGCAAAAACUGUACCGGUCGGGAGAUUCAACUGCUCUAG